This is a messenger RNA of Candidula unifasciata, 2868 nucleotides long. Lineage: Eukaryota; Metazoa; Mollusca; Gastropoda; Stylommatophora; Geomitridae. The record is from the annotation of a GenBank genome assembly.
AUGGCGGCUUACAGCUCCUUCCUUGAUCAAUCGGCUUCUCUCAAGUUUAAUCGUAUAAAUAAUACUGCUACAAUUAGAAUCAGUGAUGAAAAGUUAACAAAGGAAACUAGAUGUGGAAAGUAUCUGAGAAGAAUUGUCAACUCUGCGGGAUAUUUGUUUGUUUUGUGUCUCUUUGCUCUAGCUUGCCUUCAUUCUUACAAGUUCGUUGCGGAAGUUUGGAAUGUCAAUGUAGCUGGCAAAGUUGCAAGCAAGACUCCCAUUCGAGCAGACCAGUGCAGUGUGGAUGAAAACAAUAGGUUCGACUGCUUUCCUGAGAAAAAUGGAGCGACAGAAUCGCUGUGUCUGAGUCGCGGCUGUUGUUGGAAGGAGGUGCCACAACCAGAUACGGCACCAUUUUGUUUCUAUCCAACAAACUACAGUGGGUAUACGGCUUCCAAUGUGAAGCAGACAGCUACAGGCAUAACAGCAACUCUACAGAGGCUCACUAAUUCUCCCUUCCCUCGCGAUGUGAAAACGCUACAACUGUUCGUGGAAUAUCAGACCGAAACUAGGCUACGCAUUAAGAUUUAUGACCCUAACAGCACAAGAUAUGAAGUGCCCCUGGAUACGCCAUCUGGAAGUCAUGUCCCUGGGACCACCCUGUAUACAGUAACAGUUGAAGAGAACCCAUUCAACAUUGUAGUCACCAGAACCAGCACAGGAGCUACCAUAUUUGACACUAGAAACACGGCUCCACUGAUCUUCAGUGACCAGUUCCUGCAGAUUGGCACACAGUUGUCCACAAAAUACCUGUAUGGCUUUGGAGAGCAUCGGAACAACUUCCUCCAGGAUGUGUCCAAGUGGAGGAGACUUGUGUUCUGGACCAGAGAUAAUCCACCACAGAUUGAUAACAAUGGGUAUGGUUCUCAUCCUUUCUUCUUGAACCUGGAGACGGGAGGGCCAGCAUCAAACUCUUAUGCUCAUGGAGUCUUCUUACUCAACAGCAAUGCUGGAGAAGUUGUAUUGCAACCUUUUGGUCAGAAUCAAGCAGGGGCCGUCACCUAUCACUUCCUUGGUGGAAUCUUGGAUUUCUAUAUUUUCACUGGACCCAGCCCCAUCUAUGUUGCAGCUGAAUAUGCAGAGGUCAUAGGUCUGCCAUAUUUCCCCCCAUUCUGGUCGCUGGGGUAUCACUUGUGUAAAUGGGGCUAUGAUACUUCUGCAGGUUUAAAAGCCGUGAUAGACAGAAACAGGCAGGCACAGAUACCAUACGAUGUCCAGUGGAAUGACAUUGACUACAUGAAUGGCGAGAAAGAUUGGACCUAUGACCACACUAGAUUUGGUGACCUGCCAAGUAUUGUUGAGGAACUUCAUGCUAACAAUCAACGUUACAUCAUCAUGGCUGACCCGGCCAUUUCUAAUGAACAACCACCAGGAACCUACCCGCCUUAUGAUGAUGGUGUUCAGCUAGAUGUCUUCGUCAAGAACGACACUAACAACAUUCUAAUUGGUCAGGUUUGGCCAGGAAAAGCCGCAUUUCCAGAUUUUUUUCAUCCAAAAGCUGUUGAUUAUUUAUAUAAGCAAGCCAAAACAUUUCACGAUCAGUUACAGUUUGAUGGAUUGUGGAUUGAUAUGAAUGAGCCGUCAAACUUUGUAGAUGGUUCAGUAUUUGGCUGCACCAAUAACCAGUUGAACAAUCCACCAUUUAUUCCUCCAACAAUUGAUGGAGGCAAGCUGCAGUCAAAAACACUUUGCCCUUCAGCCAAGCAAGCCAUCUCCACCCAUUACAAUUUACAUAACAUGUAUGGAUGGUCCCAGGCUAAUGUCACUAGAAGAACACUCAAUCUUCUGUACGGUGGUAACAAGAGGUCAGUAAUCAUCUCAAGGUCAUCAUUCGCUGGCAGCGGAAAAAAUACAGGACAUUGGUUGGGGGAUAACCACUCCAGCUUCAGCGAGAUGUUUUACUCUGUACCGGGUAUUCUGAACUUCAACCUGUUUGGAAUUCCUCAAAUUGGAGCAGACAUCUGUGGCUUUGGAGGAACCACAACCCCAGAGCUCUGCACCCGUUGGCACCAACUUGCUGCAUUUUAUCCAUUUAUGAGGAACCAUGCGGACAUUGGCUCACCCGCCCAGGACCCAGGAUCCUUCCAGCCUCCAUUCAGAGAUUACAUAAAGACUGCCAUAGAGUUGAGAUACAGACUUCUGGCUGUGCUCUACACUGCUUUUUACCGGGCACACACUCAAGGCUUGCCCAUUGUCAGGCCUCUGUUUUAUCUAUACCCUGGAACUGAAACCAUUGAUAAACAGUUUAUGUGGAGUGACCAGCUACUUGUUUCCCCUGUCUUCGACCAGGGAGCCACGACCGUCCAAGCUUUUAUUCCAGAUGAUGUGUACUAUGAUUUCAACACUGGAGCUCUAGUAUCACAACGAGGUCAGACAGUACAGUUAAAUGCUUCCAUUGAUCAUAUCAAUGUCCAUGUUCGCGGGGGAUCCAUCUUACCACUCCUGCCUGUCACCCAGCGGACUGACCUCUCACGCCAGGAGAAGUUCCAGCUGCUGGUUGCUGUAGCUGCAGAUGGCAGUGCCAAUGGGGAGCUGUUCUGGGAUGAUGGAGAGAGUAUUGACAGCAUCACAGGAAACAAGUACUCUCAAAUUUACUUCAACCUGACCACUGCUAACCACCUUGACAGCCUUGUCAUCAAGGCAGGUUACAGUGCAGCCCAAGGAGUCAAACUUGGCUCUGUCACAUUCUAUGGCAUAAAUAAUGGCCCAGGUAGUGUCAGUGUCAAUGGAGCACCCGCCACAUUUGACUACGAUGCGGCCUUGAAGAUUGUACGAGUGACUAAUCUUGAUGUGGACUUACUGAAACCCUUGUCCCUGUUGCUGAACUGA